CUGAUCAUCUGCGACUCCCUCUCGGGCGCAUCUGUGACCUUCUGUUCUGCAGAAGAAGAACAUGUCGGGGGUGCAUGAGAGGAGGUCUUCAUCCACCAUCAUCUCGUUCCGUAGCCUUCGGCCUCAUCGUUUUCUUUCUCCUCGUUCGCGUGUCCACUGGCGGCUCUGGCUCGCUGGUGGUGCUGAGCCGUGGUCACCGCAAUGGAUCCAGCCUCCGAUGCGCACCAAACGCCCUGCUGGUGAGUACGUCACACACACCAAUAACACCACUAUGAGCGAUCUCGAGUCCGUUCCGUGUGCGUUGCAUUGCCUUGCAGCCGUUCCUGGUCAAUGACAGAGCGGUGAGUGGGCCAAUCGUCUUCAACUGGUGCAGACCGACCAACUACCCCUCUCGCCUGGCGACCUUCACCGGCGGCGGGAUCGGCACCUAUGUGGGCCGCAUCUGGCAGCGGCAGAUCAUCGAGAUGCGCCGCGAGAGGACCACCGAGGAAGAAGAGCGGGAGGAGAGGCGCAGACAGGCUGAGCAGAGGAGACGGCAGGGCGGCUCGCGCCGGCAGCUGUUGCUGCGCAUGUUUCGGAGAGGGAAGGUGUGAGGGCAUGGGCGGCGAGUGUCCUCCCUACCUGUGGCUCUUUGCUUCUCACGUGCGAGUGUGUCGAUUUCUCGUGUCUAGGAAGCAAUUUUCUCGGAGGCGUGGGUUGGGCCACAGAAAACUAAGGAGUGGUCGUGAGUGACGUGACACUGUGUGUGGAUAUAUUCUUGUUGUCACCGGAAGGACAGGUUGUACGCGCAGCUCAUUAAAUGCAGGAAGGAUGCAAACGAG
Vitrella brassicaformis is the source of this 821-nucleotide messenger RNA. The record is from the annotation of a GenBank genome assembly. NCBI's taxonomy places the organism in Eukaryota, Vitrellaceae.